AAGUUGCGAGUGAUUUUAAAUCCUGAUGACACCAGGAAGCUAAUUCUGCCUGGUGGAAUUCCAGAGACUGUGGAAGAGCUUUUAAACCAAGUGAGGAAGAUGUGUGGAGUAAAUGGCAAGUUUAGACUACAGUACCAAGAUAGAGACUUUAGUGAUGCACUAGUGAACUUGACAUCUACUAGUGAACUUGAAAAUGUGGCAACUAUCAAGGUCAUCCCAGUAACUGAUGAUAGCCAAGCCAUCCCUGGAUGUAAUGAUGUAGAGUCUACUCAGACAGAUGACACAGAGCUCCUGUCCUCACCUUCCAGCUCUGUCUCUACAAGAACCCAGAUGUGGCCAAGAGAGUUUCCAAUGCCAACGUUCUCCUAUGACACUGAACUGCAGUUAGAAAAGGCAAAUGCAGUGUAUCGGUCAAACAAGAGACCACUCACAGCAAGUCCUAAAACAAUAACAGAUAUUCUAAAAAAGGUAGCUGAAGAGAUUUACAAGUAUAAACCCUACCCAACAGAUGCUGACUUCAGUGCUGUAGCCGAAGCACUAAUCAAGAAGCAUCCAUGCCUCUAUGAACCUGGUUCGUACAAUGGUUGCUAUGGAUGGAAAUGUCGGCUGAAGACAAAGAUGGGCAACUACCGAACUCAGCUAAAGGGCAUUGGAUGUGCUGAAUUACUUGCAAAUUCACUGAAGUACAAAGGUGCGGAGGAUGCAUUGCCAGCAAAAAACGUGAAGAGACCACGGAGAGGAGAAGCCAACCACAUUCCUGACAUUCCAACUGGAGAGACUCAAGAUAUUUUGGAAGCUGAGAGAGUGACACUUCUGAGCGAAGCAAAGAAGCGAAACAAUCGUGCAUUGAUCAAGAAUAAAAUGGACAAGACUUUUUCUCUGCGAAGACAGGAAAUUGUGACAAAGGAACUAGGAGUGGAACAGGUGAAAGAAAGAUGGCCUGCAUUGUUCUCAGUGGACGAGAUCAAUGCUGAAUUUAUGAGGAUUACUACUGUUCCACUUCAACCACGAUUCCUGGCCUCUUUGGACAAGCACCAUGGUAAGCUGAUGGAGAUCAUCAGGAACAAGGGAGGAGCUAUCAGAGAGAAGACACGCGAUGUAUUGAAGGUUCUUGAUCAGAGCCUAGAUGUGAGCCUAAAGAGAGAGUGUCUGCUGAAGUGCCUCAUCUUGUACCUUGGGGAAGAUGUACAAAAACUGAUCAAGGAGUUUCUGGGUGCACAUGCUACUGUUGAGCGGAAGGGGGUGAGCGUAGUCACUACAGCCGCAGCACAGAUGUACUGUGCGGUGCGCUGCUAA
Messenger RNA from Fundulus heteroclitus (mummichog), 1296 nucleotides. RefSeq lists its product as uncharacterized. Lineage: Eukaryota; Metazoa; Chordata; Actinopteri; Cyprinodontiformes; Fundulidae. The record is from RefSeq and is a predicted model, not a curated record. The transcript has 4 exons. The coding region runs from base 100 to 1296 and encodes 398 amino acids.